CAGGAAUUUUGCAGAUCAGAUGCAAACAAAGAUUGAUGAAACAAACCGAUCACAAAGUGAAGUUAAAAAAAGUAUUUCUUUGACAAAUCGUCUCCUUAGCCAUACAAUCAUCAAUACGGGAGAAAUACCACAUAAAUGUAUGGAUUGUGAAAAGAGCUUUAAAAAAUCAGAGGAUCUCAUUUCCCUUAAAAAAACACGUUCAGAAGACAAACAAUAUACUUGCGUGGAAUGCAGAAAGACCUUCUCUUGUUAUGACUCUCUUAAAACACAUCAAAGGAAUCGCACAGGAGAACGACCUUAUAAAUGCAUGGAUUGUGGAAAGGCCUUUAAUUGUAGGAGUUAUCUUAAUUCCCACAAGAGGAUCCAUACAGGAGAGAAACCAUAUCAAUGUCUUGAAUGUGGAAAGAGUUUUAGGUGGAAAUGUGCUCUCACCACCCAUAAAAAGAUCCACACAGGAGAGAAGCCAUAUCAAUGUAUGGAGUGUGGAAGGACUUUUACUCGUAGCAGUAAUCUUAAUUCCCAUAAGAGGAUCCACACAGGAGAUAAACCAUACCAAUGUCUUGAAUGUGGAAAGAGUUUUAGGUGGAAUUGUGCUCUCACCUCCCAUAAAAGGAUCCACACUGGAGAGAAGCCAUAUAAAUGUAUGGAAUGUGGGAAAAGCUUUAGGAAGAAUGGUCAUCUGUCUUGUCAUAAAAGGAGCCAUACAGGGGAAAACCAUAUGGAUGCUUGGAGUGUGGAGAGACUUUUACUUUGAACAGUAGUCUUAAAAACCACAAGAUGAUCCACACAGGAGAGAAGCCAUAUAAAUGUAUGGAAUGUGG
Thamnophis elegans (Western terrestrial garter snake) is the source of this 821-nucleotide messenger RNA. Its product is annotated as gastrula zinc finger protein XlCGF67.1-like. Gene Ontology annotation, molecular function: RNA polymerase II cis-regulatory region sequence-specific DNA binding; DNA-binding transcription factor activity. The coding region runs from base 20 to 754 and encodes 244 amino acids. The record is from RefSeq and is a predicted model, not a curated record. The transcript has a single exon. Gene Ontology annotation, biological process: regulation of transcription by RNA polymerase II. NCBI's taxonomy places the organism in Eukaryota, Metazoa, Chordata, Lepidosauria, Squamata, Natricidae.